CCGUGCCUGCCUCCGUAACGCUAGAUGGCAUUCAAGUCGCACCCCGUUACCGAGCGGUCGUGUGUUCCGUAGCUUGUCGUCGUUCUAACUUUCCGCGUGCUCCUCUCGUUCGUGAAGAACGUUACUAUUGGAAGUUGCUUUUUGUUUGAAUUUAUUUAACCGUCAAACUCGGUUUCGACUUUAAUAGCCCACCUUGCAACGCCUUUACGCUUGUAAAUUUUCUUUCGAGGGGUCGCAAAACAGUGUUGGUGUGAUAAAAAAAAUAUGUGAUUUGUGUUGUGUUUAUGUUUGCAAUGUGUGGUUUAGUGUAGACGUGGGUGGUUCACGAUGGGAUACACUACGAAUGGCGCGGGUCGGGCAGCGCACGAGGCGCUGUUGGCGCGACAGGAUGCUGAGCUAAGGCUCAUGGAAGCUAUGAAGAGAAGCCUCCAGGCAAAGAUGAAAAGCGACAGAGAAUAUGCUCUGGCGCUAAGUGCUGCGGCUGCGCAGGGGCAGAAGAUGGACAAAUGCGAAGAGCUAAAUGGAUCGGUGAUAGCGGCAGCAUGGCGUACCAUGACCGAGGAGUGGGAUAACACAAGUCGUCUCAUCAAAUUGAAUGCCGAAGCUCUCGAGUCUCGAGCUCUUGAUCGCCUCACCACACUGAUGACAGAACGAAGGAAGGCGCGCAAAGUGUACCAGGAGGAUCAUACAAAAAUCUCUUCUCAGUUCACACAGCUAUCCGAAGAAGUGCAGAGAAAACAGAGCGAGUACCAAAAGUGCCUUGAGUCUUACAAACAGAUGCGGGCCAAGUUCGAAGAGAAUUAUCUCAAAUGUCCAACUAGCAGGGGAGGGAGAAAGUUAGAUGAGACGAGAGACAAAUAUGGCAAAGCGUGCAGGAGACUCCAUCGGGCACACAACGAGUAUGUGUUAUUGUUGGCUGAGGCGACUGAAUGCGAACGAGCCCUUCGGACUGCAGCCAUCCCUGCGCUUUUAGAACAGCAACGUCGCCAGGGGGAAGCUACUGCUACUUCUUGGAAAGGGAUCCUUUUAGAAGUAGUGCAGCGUUCAGACUAUAGCACCGAAAAGUUCAGGGAGAUCCAGACCAAAGUCGAGACUACAGUGCAGAAUCUGAGGCCACAAGACGAGUACAAAGAAUUCUUAGAGAAGUACAAAUCGCCUCCAUCGACACCAGUGAUAUUUACAUUUGACGAAAGCCUAGUGGAAGACACGAGCGGUAAAUUACAACCAAAUCAACUGACAGUCGAUAAUCUCACAGUUGAGUGGCUGAAAGAGAAACUCACAGAGCUGGAGGCAACAUUGCAGGACAACAGAGAGAAACAGACCGCUUUGCAGGGACCAGAAAUUAUAGGGAAUGGGGUUUGCAAAAACAACAAUACCGGACUCACGAACGGCGUAAAUGGAAUCGACAGGCACUCUCCUCCGCCGAUUCCCGUCACAACAUCGGAGCCCAUAAAGUUGUUAGAGUUACGCGUAGCAGAACGCAAAUGUGCGAAACAAGCGGAGAUGAUACGAUCCGCGUUGGCCGAACUAGGAUGUGAAGAAGCACCCAGCGGCUGCCCGGAUCUGUCGGCCGAGACAGUCGGCGUUGACAGCUUAGACGGAAGCUCUCCCGAUCAUCAGGGUCGAUCAUCGUUUGACUCGAAAGCGUCAAUGGAUGCGUUACGGUUGCACCUCCACUCGAUAAUUCCUCCGAAGCCGUUCUUCAGACUAUUCAUACGACCGUUCCGACGAAAGUCAGCGCCGUCAAGUCCCGCUUUACCGCCAAAGACUUAUCGGAGCAGCAGCGAGGGCCCCGCGGACACGGUGAGCGUGAGUGAGACAGAGCGUUCUCUAGUGGAACAGGAGUGGUUCCACGGUGUAUUACCACGCGAGGAGGUGGUGAGGCUGUUGCGUAGUGACGGAGACUACCUAGUCCGUGAAACAACCAGGAACCACGCGAGGCAGCUAGUGUUAUCCGUUUGCUGGGGACAGCAUAAGCACUUCAUUGUACAGACCACGCCAGAGGGUCACUAUCGUUUCGAAGGAGCAGCGUUCCCGUCCGUGGCCGAGCUGAUAGCGUGGCAGAGGGCUAGCGGCGUGCCCGUGACGGCGCGUUCGGGCGCGUUACUGCGGCGCGCGGUGCCCAGAGAGAACUGGGAACUCAACAACGAUGAUGUACAACUGCUCGAUAAGAUUGGAAGGGGUAAUUUCGGUGACGUGUAUAAAGCGCGUCUGAAGACGACAGGACAGGAGGUAGCCGUGAAGACGUGUAGGGUUGCGCUACCAGAGGAGCAGAAGCGGACGUUUCUACAGGAGGGACGGAUCCUCAAGCAGUACCAGCACCCUAACAUCGUCCGGCUUAUUGGCAUCGCCGUACAGAAGCAACCCAUUAUGAUUGUCAUGGAGCUCGUUUCAGGAGGUUCUCUUCUCACAUACCUCCGUACGAGGGCAGCUGCGCUUAGUUCUCGCACGCUGAUGGCGAUGUGCCGGGACGCGGCGGGGGGCAUGCGGUACCUCGAGUCCAAGAACUGCAUUCACCGCGACCUCGCCGCCAGAAACUGCCUCGUCGGAGACGACAACAUUGUGAAAAUAUCAGACUUUGGCAUGUCUAGGGAAGAAGAGGAGUACAUAGUUUCCGGAGGAAUGAAACAAAUACCUAUCAAGUGGACGGCACCUGAGGCAUUGAAUUUCGGAAAAUACACUUCGCUAUGUGAUGUAUGGAGUUACGGAGUAUUGAUGUGGGAAAUAUUUGCAAAGGGAGACACGCCAUACGCGGGAAUGAGCAAUUCAAGGGCUAGAGAAAAAAUCGAUACCGGAUAUCGUAUGCCAGCACCGGAAGGAUGUCCCGAAGACGUGUACGCACUAAUGCUGAGGUGCUGGGAGUAUGAGCCUGAUAAGCGGCCGCAUUUCCACCAGAUAUACACUAUCAUAGACAGUAUAUACAAUAGAUAAGAAUUCAGUGCAAGAUAUUCUUCUGUGUCCGAAUAUUUUUAAGGUUACCGAAAUGCAUUUGAUUUCGUUGUUGCUUGGACAUCUUCGAGAAUUUUUUAAAAACAAAUUGUGUCUAAAAUUGUGUUUCAAAAAUUUUGGAAAAAGUAUUUUUUUGUUUAUAAAUCCAAACAAUUUUAGUAAGUUUUACGCGCCUGCAAUAACAAGAUUGCAGUUCGAAGCUCGUGUUCGGGAUAGGGCGGUGCCUUUACGAUUUUCCAGUGUAAAAUUGCGUACAACACAUAAAAUGAAGGGUUUAUUUUCGUUUUCGAGAACAAUUUCGUUACACCAAUGCGAAAGUGCCGAAACACAUAAGUAAUGAUUUAUCUAAAUGACUAUUGGUAUUGGUAUUCGCAAAGAUACUACUUCUGAUAGGGAAUCAAACACUAAGUCCGUGUUGCAAUAAUCAGGGUAAUUAAACAGUCGACCAACAAAGCAAUGUUCAUCUCAGUUGUACACUGGAUUCGAAGAUAACCUUACCUUUGGCACAAUUUUCGGUAUUAUUUGUGCUAGUGGUGCCAUUACAGUAUUCAUUUUAAAAUCCAUGGACCAAUUUAACGACCAUUUAAAAUAUAAGGCGAUUUUAAAUUAUUAAAGUUAAAUCAAACAAACCAUAUAAUAUUGGUUCUACCAGUAAGUACCUACGGACGCUUUUUAAAAUUAUUUUGAUUGUUUGUAAAUAACCUUUGAAAUUAUGAAUGAUCUGAAAUAACAACAACUGACAAUAUUAAAUCGCAAAUUUCUUUUAUUAUGUCCGGAACCUUGAAAAGUUUAGAAAAGAAGAUAAAAACAUUUUAUUUAAUAAAAAAAAUGUAGGUAUAUACUGAUAAACUUUAAGUCAAAAUAUUUAUAAUUUACACUUACAUUCGCAGUACCUACGUACUGUAACAAUAAGGUGUGGAUCUCCUUCGAGUGGCUCUUUUUAAUUAAAAUUUAAACAUUACAACAUUUCAUUAAAAAGUGUUUUUAAUUCAUAAAUGUUAUUUUAACUAUAUUAAACCUUAUAUAUUGUUUAGUAUUAAUUCAUAAAAAUUUUAGAUAUUCAUAUUCAGAACGUGUUAGAAUUGGUAUGUAUUGUAAGAAAUGUAUGAAUUAAAUGCAAAUAUUCUAAAAAAAAUUGAGUUAUGUAAUUGACUAACCAUAUUAUGUUACACAAAAAACAAUAUAUGGCAGUAACACGAUCCAAACAUUUAAGUACGUAAGUGCAUAAGAUUAGACUAAUGAUUGUAAGGAAUUAAUGACUUAAUUUCAUCAGAAACCGACUUUAAUAAUAAACGUGAUGUAUGUUAGGAUUAGGAAUAAUUAGACCGUUUUACGUCAUUUUCAUUUUUUUUUUCAAAUGAAAGAACCAAUACACAGUGUAACUCAAGAUUAGUUACACUGCCCUUUAGUAAUAUUAACGAAAAUAAUUAAAUUAACCCAAGUAUACCUUAAGUUUAUUUGUUGAAUGUUGCUCGGAUUUAAAAUAAUGUGAUAUUAUUAUGUGCUUCCACGGAUUUAAAAAAAAUAUCGAUAUAGGAAAAGUUUUUGUUUUAUUCAAUUUCGUUUUCUUGCCUCUUUUGGCGUUUUAAGCGCCAAUCGUUUUGGCGGUACAAACAUUAUAUUAGAACAGGAAAAAAAGUGAGCAACUCGUAUUAAUAAAUAUAUUUUAUGUAAGGAACAAAAGUAUUUGAUAUGUAUGAUUUAUUGUAAAUAUUCUUUCGUACAAUAAAGUGCCAGAUAAUAGUAUAAA
Messenger RNA from Bombyx mandarina (wild silkworm), 4699 nucleotides. It is a transcript of the gene FER, whose product is annotated as tyrosine-protein kinase Fer. The record is from RefSeq and is a predicted model, not a curated record. NCBI's taxonomy places the organism in Eukaryota, Metazoa, Arthropoda, Insecta, Lepidoptera, Bombycidae. Gene Ontology annotation, molecular function: ATP binding; non-membrane spanning protein tyrosine kinase activity. Gene Ontology annotation, biological process: peptidyl-tyrosine phosphorylation.